AUGACUACCCAACUAAGGUAUGAAAAUAACGAUGACGAUGAAAGAGUAGAACAUAAUCUCUUUACCAAUAGAUCCACCAUGAUGGCGAAUUUUGAAGAAUGGAUCAAAAUGGCUACAGAUAAUAAAAUCAAUUCCCGAAAUAGUUGGAAUUUCGCAUUAAUUGACUAUUUUUAUGACUUGGACGUUCUGAAAGAUGGCGAGAAUAACAUUAAUUUCCAGAAGGCAUCUGCCACGUUGGAUGGGUGUAUUAAGAUUUACUCUUCUAGAGUUGAUUCAGUGACAACGGAAACAGGUAAGUUAUUGAGUGGGUUGGCUCAAAGAAAGACGAAUGGGACACCUAACGGGGUUGAUAGUAACGGCGGAAAUGGUGACGGGCUGGAAGGUGAAGCCAACGAAGCAAGUGUACAGAUUGAUCCCUUGACUGGUAUGCCUAUAUCGAGCGAUCCUGACGUGAAUAAUACUAGACGGAGAGUUUACAACAGGGUUUUAGAGACCACAUUGGUGGAGUUUGAAACGAUUAAGAUGAAAGAGCUAGACCAGGAACUAAUAAUUGACCCAUUAUUUAAAAAAGCUCUAGUUGAUUUUGAUGAAGGUGGCGCCAAGAGUUUACUGUUGAACACAUUAAACAUAGACAACACUUCUAGAGUUAUUUUCGACGCAUCCAUUAAGGACACACAACACGUUAAGCAAGGUGAAAUUCAAAGUAAAGAAGGAGAGCUAAUUGAAGGCGAUAGUCUAGUGGAUGACGAGAAAGAACCCAGUCAGUCAUUGAUAUGCAGUCGUAACGAUUCAAUAGUAAAUGGUUCGGCUGUCAGCGCACCCUCGGUGGAAGAUGAGAUUUUAUCUCUUGGUAUGGAUUUCAUAAAGUUUGAUCAAAUUGCUGUUUGUGAAAUUUCAGGAUCAAUUGAACAACUAAGGAACGUUGUCGAAGAUAUUAAUCAAGCGAAAGGUUUUAUAGAAAACGUGAAUAAUAAAUUCGAUAACUUUUUAACUGAGGAGGAACUGCAAGAAGCUGUCCCAGAUAAUGCCGAAGACGAUAUCGAUGGAUUUGAUAUGAGCAUGCAACAGGAGCUAGAAUAUCCUGAUGAAAAUAAUGAUAAUACGUCACAUGAUGAACAAGAUGAUGAAAAUAUCAACACUACUACAGGAAGUAUAUUCGAAAAAGACUUGAUGGCAUAUUUUGAUGAAAAUCUAAAUAGAAACUGGAGAGGAAGAGAACAUUGGAAAGUACGAAAUUUCAAGAAAAUGAAUCUAGCGAAUAAAGAGUCCAAUCUGUUAGAAGAAACGCGAGCUGUUAUAGGGGAUACUACUGAUAAGAACACAACAGACGACAAGCCAGCAGAUACUAAGAAGAAGAAUAAGCAGAAAAAGGCUCUGGAAAUUGACUUCUUCAAAAUAGAUGAUGGUUUUGAAGACAAAAUCUUCGCGCCAAAAGGGAGGACAAAGAUUGAUAUGCCGAUUAAGAAUAGAAAGAAUGACUCUCAUUAUCUACUACCGGAUGACUUCCACUUUUCCACCGAUAGGAUAACAAGAUUGUUCAUUAAACCGGGACAGAAAAUGAGCUUAUUCAGUCAUAGGAAGCAUACCAGAGGCGACGUUAAUUCAGGGCUUUAUGAAAAGAGUACAGCUUCUGUCAACAAUUCGAAUAAUGACGCUCCUGCUAUUGCAGAUGAACACUUUUGGGCAGAUAAUUACGAAAAGAAAGAACAAGAGGAAAAAGAAAUGGAGCAGUCUAAAGAGGUUGGUGAUGUAGUGGGUGGAGCGCUGGAUAAUCCCUUUGAAGAUGACCUUGACGGUGUUGACUUUAACCAAGCUUUUGAAGGGACAGACGAUAACGAGGAGGCCAGUGUGAAACUCGAUUUACAGGACGACGAAGAUCAUAAGUACCCCAUCCGCGAAAACAAAGUCACUUAUUCAAGAGUUUCAAAAAAGGUUGACGUAAGAAGACUAAAGAAAAACGUGUGGAAAUCGAUCAACAACUUGAUACAAGAACAAGACACGAAAAAAAAUGAGAAGGCAAAUUCCAAUGACAAUGAAAUCUAUAAAGAAGACGAAACAAUCAAGGAAUUGAAAUUUUCUGAUAUUAUUCAGGGUAUAAGUAAAAUGUAUUCGGAUGAUACAUUAAAGGACAUUUCAACAAGCUUUUGUUUCAUAUGCCUUCUGCAUUUAGCCAAUGAGCAUGGGUUGCAGAUAACUAAUACCGAAAGCUACGAUGACCUGGUCGUGAAUUAUGAGGAUCUAGCAACAGCACAAGCAGCAUCAUAA
Molecule: messenger RNA, 2265 nt
Organism: Saccharomyces paradoxus
Lineage: Eukaryota; Fungi; Ascomycota; Saccharomycetes; Saccharomycetales; Saccharomycetaceae
Gene: BRN1
Product: condensin subunit BRN1
Exons: 1
Coding region: 1-2265 (754 amino acids)
Biological process (GO): mitotic chromosome condensation
Cellular component (GO): condensin complex
Molecular function (GO): chromatin binding
Source: RefSeq, a predicted model, not a curated record